Messenger RNA from Leucoraja erinaceus (little skate), 3330 nucleotides. RefSeq names its product Golgi phosphoprotein 3-like. The record is from RefSeq and is a predicted model, not a curated record. Bases 144 to 1013 code for a protein of 289 amino acids. Gene Ontology annotation, biological process: Golgi vesicle budding; retrograde vesicle-mediated transport, Golgi to endoplasmic reticulum; Golgi organization. NCBI's taxonomy places the organism in Eukaryota, Metazoa, Chordata, Chondrichthyes, Rajiformes, Rajidae. The transcript has 4 exons. Gene Ontology annotation, cellular component: Golgi cisterna; cytosol; trans-Golgi network. Gene Ontology annotation, molecular function: phosphatidylinositol-4-phosphate binding.
UGGUUGAGCGGCGGCGGGCGGCGGUGAGGCAGCAGGUUAGGUUGCGCUGCUGCUGGUGCUGGGCCCGGAGCUGGGUUUGGUUGAGCGGUGACGGUGGCGACGGGCGGUCGGAGGUUCGCGCCCCCUCCUCCCCCCCUCAGGCCAUGACGUCCACCCUCACCCACAGGCCCCGGCGGACAGAGGCGACCGCGGGCCGGGACGGGGAGCGAUGGCGAGACGAUGCGGACGACGAGGACGGGCAGCGGCGGGACGGGGAGGAGGAGGAGGAGGCCGGAGACUGUAAGGAGCUGCGGCUCACGCUGAUGGAGGAGGUGUUGUUGCUCGGCAUCAAGGACCGUGAGGGCUACACCUCGUUCUGGAACGACUGCAUCUCUGCCGGGCUGCGCGGGUGCAUCCUGGUGGAGCUGUCGCUGCGUGGUCGCAUCCAGCUGGAGCCCGCAACCAUGCGCAGGAAAUGCCUGCUCAAUCGCAAAGUCCUCUUUAAGUCUGAUGCCCCCACUGGUGAUGUCCUGUUGGACGAAGCCCUGAAGCACAUCAAGGCCACGGAGCCUGCCGAGACGGUCCAGAGCUGGAUCGAACUACUUACAGGAGAGACCUGGAACCCGCUGAAGCUGAACUACCAGAUCCGUAACGUGCGGGAGCGCCUGGCCAAGAGCCUGGUGGAGAAGGGGGUGCUGACCACGGAGAAGCAGAAUUUCCUCCUCUUUGACAUGACCACCCACCCGGUGACCAACGACACCCUGAAGCAGCGGCUGAUCAAGAAGCUGCAGGCUGCCUUCCUGGACAAGUGGACCAAGGAGCCCCAGCGCAUGGAGAAGCGCCUGCUGGCCCUGGUCCUACUGGCCCACAGCUCGGACGUGCUGGAGAACGCCUUCGUGCCGCUGCUGGACGAGCAGUACGAGCUGGCCACCGCCCGCUCGCGGGAGCUGCUGGAGCUCAACCCAGACCACGAGAGCUCCAAGCCCAACGCCAACGAGGUGAUCUGGGCCGUCAUGGCUGCCUUCACCAAGUAAACCCCCCCUCCCCCCCCCCAAAACGGUGGCCCAUUCCGUUCCCCUUUCAGACGGCGGGCCUGCCGGUUGGCUGCGGGGGAACUCGCUCUCCAUAGCAAAGUCUUUUCUGCAUUCCUUCACCACCAAUCGUUCUCGCCCUUCCCUCUUUGAUUCCCCCCUUUGAUAGGCACAACAAUGCUGGAGUAGCUCAGCGGGACAGGCAGCAUCUCUGGAGAGAAGAUAGACACAAAAUGCUGGAGUAGCUCAGCGGGACAGGCAGCAUCUCUGGAGAGAAGAUAGACACAAAAUGCUGGAGUAGCCCAGCAUCUCUGGAGAGAAGAUAGACACAAAAUGCUGUAGUAGCCCAGCAUCUCUGGAGAGAAGGAAUGUGUGACGUUUCGGGUCGAGACCCUUUCUUCAGGCGGAGUCAGGCGAGAGGGAGACAGAGAUAAGGAAGGGUGAGGUGUGAAUCAGGUGGGAUGAUCAAGGAGAAUAUAAAACGGAUUGUUAUUGGCUCGGGGAAGAUCAAACUCGAUCAGGGGGGCAGUCAGACUGGUCUGAGAACUGGGAUGGGGAGGGAUGGAGAGAGAGGGAAAGCAAGGGUUCCUUGAAGUUCGAAUAGACAAUAUUCCUUCUCUCCAGGGAAGCAAGAGGUCACGUUUCGGGUGGAGACCCCUUUCUUCAGACUCCCUCUCUCUCCCCCUUGACUCUCAGUCUGAAGAAGGGUCUCAAGAAGAUGCUGCCCGUCCCCGCUGAGUUACUCUAGCGUUUUGUGUCUACGGUUUAAACCAGCAUCUGCAGUUCCUUCCUACACAAUAAAUGGGUGACGUUUGUACAAUAGGGUCCUGAGGGCAAACCAAAUAUUUUCCCUCACCCUCCAUUCCAUUCUUGGCUACCAAUAUUUAAACUAGAGUGAGAUUUUUUUCCUGCCUAAAGUUAACUAAAUCUUCUCCCCUGUCUCCUCUCCACUCCUUUCAACACUAAUUUGACCAAGAUUUAAACUGAGGUAGAAUGCGAUCUUCCUGUCUAAAUUUGUAAAUCUUCCCCCUGCCUUGCCUCUAACCCCGUUGCAAUCCGUUCAAGACAACCUUAGUCGAGUGAGGCUUUAGAUUCAAAGUGCUGGAGUAACUCAGCGGGACAGGCUGUCUCUGGACAGCGUCUCUGGAGAGAAGGAAAGGGCGACGUUUCGGGUCAAGAAACCCGAAAAUCAUAAGCGAUAGGGCCAGAAUUAGACCAUUCGGCCCAUCAAGUCUACUCCGCCAUUCAAUUGUGGCCGAUCUAUCUCUCCCCCUUGACCCCAUUCUCCUGCCUUCUCCCCCUGACCCCUGACACCCGCACUAAUCAACAAUCUAUCUAUCUCCGCCUUAAAAAUAUCCACUGACUUACUCUGUGGCAAAGAAUCCCACAGAUUCACCACCCCUCUGGCUAAAGAGAUUCCUCUUCAUCUCCUUCCUAAAGGAACGCCCUUUUAAUGUUCCCUCUUUCCCCCCCCCCCCCCCCCCCACAUCUCCGGCCUCUCUUUUCAAACAAUGAAUAAAAAUGAAGAGAGACAAAAAGUGCUGGAGUCAGGCAGCACCUCUGGGGAACGUGGGCAGGCGACGUUUCUGGUUGAGACUGAUUGCAAAGGCCCCAAACCAAAUCCUCACCUACCCAUGUCCUCAAGAGAUGCUGCCUGACCCGCUGAGUUACUCCAGUACGAUGUGUCUUUUUUUUUUGUGUAAACCAGCAUCUGCAGUUCCUUGUGUCUCGCAAAGCAGUUGACGUCGGACCUAAAGCCUCUCGUCAGAACCCUCGUAAGGAAGGGUGGAAAACACACUCGCCUAUCUCUUUUGUCAAAGGAGCUUUCAUUAGCAGAUCACUUUUUAGAUGGGACCUCGAAUUUUACAUUUAUUUACUUUUUAUCCCACUAUUUUCCGGAUAUUUCUGAUCGGGAUGAGAACAGGUCUCGUGCGUGUGAGGCUCGAGCUGUUUGCCUCUCCGCCCCAAAGCUCAAAUGGGACUCUCCGUAUCCCAAACGGAAAUGGGGACCAGGGAUAAAGAAGUCCCUUUGCCAGCGUUGGAGGAGGUGACAGAGUACCCCACGUGUGGGCUCUCGGUCCAGGGGGUGAGGCAACAACAUUCCAAGCAGUUCACACCUUCGAAUCUUGGCCGCCCCCUUCCACCAAGAGUCAGAAAUGUCAGGUGUUGGUCACCUGUUGGGUCACAGGUUCACCUGAACCUUAUCUCUUUAUUUUCCCCCACUCCGGUUCUAUGUAAUCAAUGAUAAUGUAAAAUAAAUUUAAACCUAGUUUAACAAAAACUAAAUUACAACUUCUUAAAAUAAGGGGCAUUUGCAGAA